AUGGAGGCGAAACCCCACCAACCAUGCGCGGCUUGCAGAAUGCUUCGCCGGAGAUGUGACGCCAAGUGCCUCCUCGCUCCAUACUUCCCGGCCGACCAGCUUGACAAGUUCGCCGUCGUCCACAGAGUCUUCGGCGCCAGCAACGUUAUCAAAAUGAUUCAGAUGGUGGAGGAGACGAAGAGGGAGGAUGCGGUGAAGGCGAUAGUGUACGAGGCAAUGGCGAGGGUGAGGGAUCCGGUGUAUGGCAGCGCAGGAGCCAUCCAGCAGUUGCAGAAGAUGGUUCAAGAGCUCAAGAUGGAGGUGGAAACCAUGAACGCUAGGGUUUCAGAGGUGCAAGAACAGAGAGAUCAGUUGCUCAUGAAUAUUGCUCAUACGAAUCUUCUUCAACAUCACCACCAACAUGAUGUUAUUGAUCUUGUUCCUCAUCACCAUCAUCAGUUUCCCAUCAAUGUCCAAGACCCUUUCUCUGAUGAUCUUUACGAUGCUUUUUCGCUAGAUCCAAUGGAUCAAUUCCCUCUGCGAGGCGAUUGGGUCUUGUAGUGCAUCGAUCUGCUGGAAACUAAUUAAGCCAGAUUCGAAAAAGAAAAGAAAGUGGUCGAUUAGUGUAAUAGUGUUAGUCAUAUCAAAUUCAAACGCUUUGAUCUUUUUAGGAUUCAGACAAGUUAGCAUACUGUAAUCCCGUUGAAUUUUCUCUGUUGUCGGCCAUGUGUGUACCUGCUUGUGCAUAUAUAUUAACAAAUUUUUCGUA
Molecule: messenger RNA, 748 nt
Organism: Neltuma alba
Lineage: Eukaryota; Viridiplantae; Streptophyta; Magnoliopsida; Fabales; Fabaceae
Product: LOB domain-containing protein 25-like
Exons: 2
Coding region: 1-540 (179 amino acids)
Source: RefSeq, a predicted model, not a curated record